Hibiscus syriacus is the source of this 2936-nucleotide messenger RNA. RefSeq names its product G-type lectin S-receptor-like serine/threonine-protein kinase At2g19130. Gene Ontology annotation, biological process: recognition of pollen; protein phosphorylation. The record is from RefSeq and is a predicted model, not a curated record. Lineage: Eukaryota; Viridiplantae; Streptophyta; Magnoliopsida; Malvales; Malvaceae. Gene Ontology annotation, molecular function: ATP binding; protein serine/threonine kinase activity. The transcript has a single exon. The coding region runs from base 234 to 2696 and encodes 820 amino acids.
UAGCUGUGCUCGAAAAGGAUUGCUCUUUGGUUUCCAGGUAACCAAAAUGCUCAUGUUCUGUAAGGAGAUAAAACUGCCCCAUUUAAGCCGUCACUUCCGCAAACAUGUUUUGCUGCAGCAAAUCCUUGACCUGUUCUUCCUCGUCUUACAUUUUAACCAGUUUUUUUAUUGUCCUUUAAAAAUAUCUGUGCUGUUUCCUCUCUGCCAGAAAUCCACUUACAGCCACCGACAACAUGAGGAAUCCAUGGCUGAAACUUUCCGUACUACUCUUUACAUGGUUUUCUCUCAAUAGCCAACUCUCCUUCGGGGAAGAUACCAUCUCAGCAAAUCAAUCUCUGUCCGGUAACCAGACCAUUAUUUCAUCGGGCGGACACUUCGUGUUGGGUUUCUUCACACCAGGUAAAUCUUCCAACUAUUACAUAGGCAUAUGGUACCAAAAGGUGUCUCAACAGACCCCAGUUUGGGUAGCAAACAGAGAGACACCGGUCCGGGAUAUCUUCUCUUCAGAACUAAAAAUAUCUGAUGGGAAUUUAGCUUUGUAUAACGAGUCUCAAGUGCCGAUUUGGUCCACGAAUAUUAGCUCGAUCAGGUCGAGCUCUGUAGUGGCAGUUCUUGAAGAUAGUGGGAAUCUUGUUUUACGAGAUGGUCCCAAUACAUCGGCACCGUUGUGGCAAAGUUUGGAUCAUCCGUCACACACAUGGCUUCCUGGUGGUAAAGUUAGCUUAAACAAACGAACCAAUCAAAGCCAGCUUCUUACUUCAUGGAAGAAUUCAGAAGAUCCUGCGCCGGGUCUCUUUUCUCUCGAGCUAGAUCCCGCGGGAACCAAUUCAUAUAUCAUCCUUUGGAAUCGAACCAGGCAGUACUGGACGAGUGGACCUUGGGAUCCACAGUCGAGGAUUUUCAGCUUAGUUCCGGAAAUGAGAUUGAAUUACAUCUACAACUUCAGCUUUUAUUCGGACGACAAUCAGAGUUAUUUUACUUAUUCGCUUUAUAAUCCCGAGACCAUAUCUCGAUUCAUUAUGGAUUAUUCGGGGCAGAUUAAGCAACUGUCGUGGUUGGAAAGUAGCCACCAGUGGAACUUGUUUUGGUCACAGCCGAGACAACAAUGCCAGGUUUAUGCUUUUUGUGGCGCUUUCGGCAGCUGCACUGAGGGAGGUCUACCUUUCUGUAGUUGUUUGAGAGGUUUCUUUCCGAAAUCGGAAGUCAAUUGGAAGCUGAGCGAUUUUUCUGAUGGAUGUGAAAGGACGACUAGGCUGCAAUGUGAGGAAGAUCCCGGCCUUUCUACCGGAAAGACCGAUAAAUUCCAGGAAAGCCCCAAUGUAAAGUUGCCUCAAAAUGCUCGGUCUAUGAGCGUUGGGAGCAUGUCGGAAUGCGAAUCGACUUGCCUUGCAUAUUGCAAUUGCACUGCUUAUUCUUAUGAUAUUGAUGGCUGUAGAAUUUGGAUGACAGAGCUCUUUGAUCUGCAACAAUAUUCGGGAGAUGCUAGCGAUGGCAAAACAAUAUACAUCCGGUUAGCGGCAUCCGAGUUUCCAAGUUCCAGCAACAAUAAUGGGAUAAUUAUUGGAGUUGUUGCAGGGUCAGCCGGUUUAAUCCUAUGCCUUUUAGUAUUUGCAGUCUUUAGAUGGAGGAGGCAGAGAGUGAUAAAUCCAAAAGUCGAAGGUUCACUUCUAGCUUUUGGAUAUAGGGAUUUACAGAGUGCAACGAAGAAUUUUUCUGAAAAGCUCGGAGCAGGAGGAUUCGGUUCUGUUUUCAAAGGAACGUUGCCUGACUCGAGUAUCAUAGCUGUGAAGCAGCUUGAGAGCAUCAGUCAGGGAGAGAAGCAAUUUCGCUCGGAGGUCAGCACGAUCGGGACGGUUCAACAUGUUAAUCUAGUGCGGCUUCGUGGUUUCUGCUCUGAAGGUACACGGAAGUUGUUGGUAUAUGAUUACAUGCCAAAUGGUUCUUUGGAUGCCCAUCUUUUUCAAGAAGAGAAUUCUAAAGCUCUAGCUUGGAAAACAAGGUACCAGAUUGCACUCGGUACGGCUAGAGGCUUAACUUAUCUUCACGAAAAAUGCAGAGAUUGUAUUAUUCACUGCGACAUCAAGCCGGAGAACAUUCUUUUAGAUGCCGAAUUCUGUUCCAAAGUCGCAGAUUUUGGCCUGUCAAAGCUUAUUGGACGGGACUUCAGCAGGGUCCUGACAACUAUGAGAGGGACACGGGGCUAUCUUGCACCAGAGUGGAUUUCAGGAGUAGCUGUUACUGCUAAAGCCGAUGUCUACAGCUACGGAAUGAUGCUGUUUGAGAUUGUGUCGGGAAGGAGAAACUCUGAACAAUGUGAAGAAGGAAAGGUUAGAUUCUUUCCGACUUUGGUAGCUCGCGUAGUAACCCAAGAUGGUGAUGUCCUUAGCCUAUUAGACCCCCAAUUGAACGGAGAUACUCCUGUGGAGGAGGUAUCAAGAAUAUGUAAAGUGGCUUGUUGGUGUAUCCAAGAUGAUGAAACUCACAGGCCAUCAAUGGGUCAAGUGGUUCAGAUCCUAGAGGGUGUUUUGGAUGUGAAUGUGCCUCCGGUUCCAAGGUCUCUGAACAUGUACGCACACAACUCGGAGCAUAUAAUCUUCUUCACAGAGUCAUCUUCAAGCCAGAGUCCUCUGACACGGAGUUACAAUUCAAAUGCGUCUUCUCAGGCUAAGAGCAACACAUCAUCGAUGAGUUCAUGAAUCUCGAACCGCAUAGUCUUCAAAAUAAGUUAAGGUAGUAAGGUUUCAUCAUGUUAAUAUAUAAAAUUUCAGAGCUGUUUUUAUAUCAGUUUCUUGAUACGCAAGCCACUGUUUAUUAAUAGCUGCUUUGUUUAUGGAGGUUGGAGCAUUGUGCUUGCAUAAGUUGAGCGAAGCAUAGCUUCCUAGGAUGUGAUAAAUGUAAUUUAGAAUGGAUUGAAACACCAUUGAAUCUUCAAUGGC